Pocillopora damicornis (cauliflower coral) is the source of this 1008-nucleotide messenger RNA. RefSeq names its product all trans-polyprenyl-diphosphate synthase PDSS2. The record is from RefSeq and is a predicted model, not a curated record. Gene Ontology annotation, cellular component: transferase complex; mitochondrion. Gene Ontology annotation, molecular function: prenyltransferase activity. Lineage: Eukaryota; Metazoa; Cnidaria; Anthozoa; Scleractinia; Pocilloporidae. Gene Ontology annotation, biological process: isoprenoid biosynthetic process; ubiquinone biosynthetic process.
CAAAUUUAAAGUCGGCGCGGUUACGUAAGAUUUAAGAUGGCGGCAGUCGUGUUCGACUUCGCAAAAGGGAGAAACUCAUUUCUUUUCGCUUUUCGCUCAGUUAGAUGCUAUUGUAACUCUAACUGUUUCAUCACGUAUCGUAGUAUUGCGCCUCUAUCAAGGCAGUCGCAAAAUUCAAACCUUUCUAUCAGGAGACACUUUUGGUCUUCGAGACAAGACGAUUUAACCCGAGCUCUCUCGGAUGCCGAGAAAAUUGUUGGCUAUCCGACCUCAUUCCUUAAUUUACGAUACCUGUUGAACGAUGAGAUCUCUAACAUUGCCAUGUAUAUGAAGAGGUUCGCCAUGAGCAAGCACCCCAUGCUUCGAACGGCUCGAGGCUUCGUUUCGGACGACAACCAGACGACGCAAACUCGAGGACUUUUAGUGCUUCUUAUGUCUAAGGCCUCUCGGUCAUGUUUGCAAGACGAAUGGAAGAUGGAUCAGGAACUGGUCGCUGAUAUUCAUUCAAGCCAAAGACAGCUGGCCGACAUAACCGAAACUAUACACACAGCCAACCUGGUGCAUACAGGAAUUGUUGAUUUAGCAAGUAUCUCUUCAUCCAGCAAGUCUUAUCAAGAUGACAUGGAAUUUGGUAACAAGAUGGCAGUGUUAAGUGGUGACUUUCUUUUAGCCAAUGCUUGUACAGGAUUAGCAGAACUUAAAGACACUGAAGUCGUUCAAAUGAUUUCAGAGGUAAUUGGACAUUUGAUGGAAGGUGAAUUCCUGAAAAUCACAUUUAAUGCUGAUAAUUUGAACUUGGAGUUUUGGAGUGAGUUAUCAUUCAAAUGUAAAGGAAGCUUGAUGGCAAACAGCUGUAAAGCAGCUUUGAAAAUUGUUGGUCACUCAGCUGAGCUUCAGGAAACUGCAUUUGAAUUUGGCAAAAACAUUGGUUUCGCUCAUCAGUUGAAGAAAGAUCUUCUGUAUAUCAUAGAGGUGACUUAUGGUGUAUUAAGAGUAUUCUUCUGCUGA